Rangifer tarandus platyrhynchus (Svalbard reindeer) is the source of this 1032-nucleotide messenger RNA. Lineage: Eukaryota; Metazoa; Chordata; Mammalia; Artiodactyla; Cervidae. The record is from the annotation of a GenBank genome assembly.
AUGUCGCUCGAGUGGCUGGCGGCCUGGGGCUGGUCGCUGGAUGGCCUGAGGGACUGCAUCGCCGCCGGCAUCCAGUCGGUGCGGGACUGCGACACCACGGCGGCGGUCAGCGUGGCCUGCCUGCUGGCCCUGUUCGUGUGGUACUGUUACCACGUGGGCCGCGAGCAGCCCCGCGCCUACGCCUCGGUCAACGCCCUGAUGCAGGGCCCCGAUGCGGCGGGGCUGCAGAACGGCUUCGUGUACUGCCAGUCGGCCGAGUGCGUGCGCUGCAGCCACAGCGAGGGCCUCAACCAGAAGCUCUACCACAACCUGCAGGAGUACGCCAAGCGCUACUCGUGGUCCGGCAUGGGCCGCAUCCACAAGGGCAUCCGCGAGCAGGGCCGCUACCUCAGCAGCCGGCCGUCCAUCCAGAAGCCCGAGGUCUUCUUCCUGCCCGACCUGCCCACCGCGCCCUACUUCUCGCGGGAGGCGCAGAAGCACGACGUGGAGCUGCUGGAGCGUAACUUCCAGACCAUCCUGUGCGAGUUCGAGAGCCUGUACAGAGCCUUCUCGAACUGCAGCCUUCCGCAGGGCUGGAAGAUGAACAGCACCCCCAGCGGCGAGUGGGUCACCUUUUACCUGGUCAACCAGGGGGUCUGCGUCCCCCGGAACUGCAGGAAGUGCCCACGGACGUACCGCUUGCUGGGAAGCCUUCGGACCUGUAUUGGCAACAAUGUUUUUGGGAACGCAUGCCUGUCCGUGCUGAGCCCCGGCACUGUCAUCACGGAGCACUACGGCCCCACCAACAUCCGCCUCAGGUGCCAUUUAGGUCUGAAAACUCCAAGCGGCUGUGAGCUGGUGGUAGGAGGGGAGCCCCAGUGCUGGGCAGAAGGCCGCUGCCUCCUCUUCGAUGAUUCCUUCCUGCACACUGCGUUCCACGAAGGUUCGGCAGAGGACGGCCCCCGGGUGGUUUUCAUGGUGGAUCUAUGGCACCCGCACGUUGCGGCGGCCGAGCGGCAGGCCCUGGAUUUCAUCUUUGCUCCGGGACGAUGA